Laccaria bicolor S238N-H82 is the source of this 2187-nucleotide messenger RNA. RefSeq lists its product as uncharacterized. The record is from RefSeq and is a predicted model, not a curated record. Lineage: Eukaryota; Fungi; Basidiomycota; Agaricomycetes; Agaricales; Hydnangiaceae. The coding region runs from base 1 to 2187 and encodes 728 amino acids. The transcript has 10 exons.
AUGUGGGUGGCUGACGAUAAUGAGUUUGGGCUGGACCCGGGAUCAGAGUGGUACAAGGAAGCGAUGGAGGGGGACGUGAUGGAGGACAGAGGGCCGCCAGAGGUCCAGAAAAAGAAGAAGAAAGCCAGGAGCAGGCUAUCACUACUCCAUCUGCUCGCAUUGACCACAAAGGGUUCGACUUACGACUUCUACCGGACGCUGGAGAAAUUGACCAGCAACACAGGCCUCAGCAUGCCAACUUCGAGAUAUCAGCCACUUCUGUGGAUGGUUCUUCAAUUUCGACACCUUAAGAUGUUGAAGAGGGGAGGUGUGGGUCAUGACCCGGCAGGGGUUGAGGGGGUGGGGGAGGGCGCUCUGGGCUUGAGCUGCCCCCACUGUCCUCGCCCAGGAGUCAACCUUCCUGAUGGAUGGGACAAGGCACCAGAAUCUCUUAGGUUCUUAUACUUUCUGACCUACUCCAUGGAUGCCAACUUUUGUCUCAAAAAUCAGCUAGUGUCCUCCUUCUCCAGUGAUCCAGGCCUGGGUAUUGGGAUGGCGUACAUGGUGCCACGCGAAGGGUAUGACUCCUAUGUGUUGUCUUGGGCAAGUGAUGCAGAUAUAAGUACGUGUGUGGGCUUUCAAGCCCUGGCAAAGGCGAACUCUAAGUUUUCGAGGGGGCUGAGGUUUACAGGCGUGGGGGCCGUUUCAUGUGCCCGCUCGGAGAUGGUUCUUCCGACCUGCGUCAGGAACCUGCAGAAGGGGGAGAGGUAUGCCAAUAUGGACUACAUAUUUGGUAGGGCCAUACACGAUGUUUCCCCCAACAUACCUGUGGUCAUCCCUGCUUUCCACGAGCCAGGCCAUGGCCAGCGGAAACACCAAGAAUAUUCCUUCAAGCUCUCAUGGGGGAUGGGGCUCACGAAUGGAGAGGGCUGUGAGCAAAUAUGGGCAGCAAAUAACGCCUUGGGUAAUGCUACGAAGAUGCAGGGCCCUGGUUCACGUCAAGAUGUUAUCGACAACCAUCUUGGCUUUUGGAAUUGGCUAAAGUAUUGUGGCAUGGGUAAAACAUUGAUGAAAAAAUAUAGGACCGCCAUCCGACAGAGAAACGUUCAGGUCGAAGGCCAUCGAGGGUUCACCAACACCCUUCCAAAGGAAUUGGCUGCUGAGUGGACGAAGCUGUGCAAGGAUUGGGAUAGGGCGACGUACACAAAGCAGGCAGAGAAUCUGUUUAUCACCCGCGGACUUUGCCUGACUGAGGCAGAAAUUCAGAAGGAGUUUGCUGCAGAGGAGGAGUCGUUGCUUGUAGGCGGUGCACCUGCCCUCCACUCCACCACCAUGUCCUCGUUCAUGGUCUUAGCUUUGGAUCUGGAGGAUUCACAGCAAAGACUCUGUGAGCUGGCAAAGUCACGAGAGAGUGGUAGGACGCCUGGCCAAGCGGCUUUGUUAACGGAGCUGCGUAAUGUGUUACGCGCAAAGAUUAAGCACUGGGAGCAGAUACGAGGGGUGUACAUGCCCGGGCUUCAGCGGCUACAGCUGGAGCAGGAAAGGACCAACAGCAAAACGCUGCGCGCAGGGCACUUCCAGCCACCCCCUGCAUCUAAUCACCCAGAACACGUCGACCUCUGGCUUCCCUCCUCCCUCUCUUCCCCGUCACACGUAUCCGUCUGCAGCGCUCGCCUCAUCGCCAUAGAGGAGAAACUGAGGACGGAAAGUUUGCGUCAUGUCCUCCGCGUCAAGAGCCAGAUGAUUCUGUUCAAGAACAAAACGUCAGGGGUCAGAGAGAUGGUACAUGCUCGGGCAUGGGCUGCAGCCGCCAAGUAUCGCCUUGCUAGAUUGGCAAAGCUUUCGCUCUCUGGCCCAGGUGCUUGGGAGAGCACUCUGCGUGUACUUCUGGACUCCGACAUCCGUGCAUACAGCGACCCAGAGAAGAUGCGUGUGCCUGUGGGGUGGAGGGGAACAUUGGAGCAUGAGUCAGAGGAGGUGGAGGAAUCAGGCCCAUCAAACACGCAGGCACGGGAAAUCGACCUUCGACCAGAAAUUCGAGGCCGACGCGAUGGAACAGGGGACACGCAGCGCACCCUCUCGUGGAUAUGGCAGAUGGAUGGCUUUGCUGUCAGUGGGGAGGAUGCGGAGGACGACAUUCUACGCUCGGAGUGGGCAAAGAGCAGGGCAAGGGCAAAUAGGGCAGAGGAGGAGGUCCUUCUUGUUUGA